CCCAGCAUGAUGGUGUACCUAUGGGAGGAUGGAGGAGGCAUCAUAGCUAUUCUCUGAAGGGGCCCACAAUUACCAAGCCACUUCAGGAGUCCAUCUGCUCCUGUUCACCCCAUGGAUCUGGGGAAAAUGGGAGCCACUGCCCCAGUGUGACCUUCCUCUAAGGUACAACAAAAUAAAAGACCACCCAUCCCACUCCCUCAGACACCUCCCAGUAUGGAUGGCUUGGUUGAGCAGAACAGUGUGCUAAUGCACAAUAAGAUCACCGAAGCUGGGAAAAGGAAUGGUUUAAUUAAUACAAGGAACUUAGUGGCAGAGAGCCGAGAUGGUCUGGUCUCUGUGUACCCAACCCCUCAGUACCAGAGUCGCAGAGCAGGGAGCCUUUCAUCUCCAAGCUGCCUGGAGAAUGGCAGGAAUGACCCUGUGCAGCAGCUCCUGGACCCCAACAUGCUGCAGCAGACGGUGGAAUCUCACUACCGGCCCAACAUCAUCCUCUAUUCGGAGAAUGUGCUGCGCUCGUGGGGCGAGAGCAUCAGCUCAGAGUGCUGUGAAACCACCUUCAUCGAGGACCGAUCCCCUGCCAAAGACAGCCUGGAGUACCCGGACAGCAAGUUCAUCGAUCUCUCAGCAGAUGACAUCAAGAUUCACACCCUCUCCUACGAUGUGGAGGAAGAGGAGGAUUUCCAGGAGCUAGAGAGCGAUUACUCAAGUGACACUGAAAGUGAAGACAAUUUCCUGAUGAUGCCACCAAGAGAUCACCUUGGCCUCACUGUGUUCUCCAUGCUCUGCUGCUUCUGGCCAUUGGGAAUUGCUGCCUUUUACCUGUCUCAUGAGACAAACAAAGCAGUAGCCAAGGGGGACUUCCACCACGCAAGCUCCAGCUCCCGGCGAGCACUCUUCCUGGCUGUCCUGUCCAUCACAAUCGGAACUGGCAUCUACGUUGGGGUGGCUGUGGCUCUUAUUGCCUAUCUCUCCAAAAACAAUCACUUAUGAGCCUCAGGAAAGGGAGAGAACCAGCCACCCGGCGCCUGCACUGCAGACCUCCCCAGCAGAUCAGACUGCAUGAUUUUCCAAAAAGCUCAAGAGACAAACAAACACCUUUUGGGGGCAGGUACAGGGUAAGAUGGGCUUGUGCUUUAUUGUAGGGUGGGAAGUUGGCUGUGGUUGGGAUAGUUCUACCAUCUGUGAUGCACAAGUCUUGCUUCUCUUCAUGAGCCCCUGAAUAAGAAAGAAAGAAGGAAAGAGAGAAAGAGCAAAAGAAAGAAAGAAAAAUAAAAGAAAGAGAGAGAGAAAGGAUAAAAAAAACAACCUCAGCAGGAAGGCAUUUGGGGGAAGUAUGUAGGGGGGUGUUUUGCCUUUGCCUUCUUUGCAAUAUGGUGUUUACAAGAAGCUGGCAAACUGGGCUGUUCUCUUAAUACCUUCUUGAUCACCUGAACUUUACAGCCAGCAUGAGCUUGUGCUUAGUUUGCUUGUUAAGCACAGCACUGAGAUCUGGGAAAGCAUGGACUGUGGCUGGUUCUCUGAAAGAGCAAUAUAACAACAGGAAGAAGAUGCUUUCUUUUUUUUUAAUGCAGGACUCAUUUGCCUAAGGGUGAAGCAGAGACCUCAGCAUAGAAUGGUAUUGCCUACACUUCUUGUGUGGGUAGGUCUCCAUGGAAAGAGAAAAGGAAAUAAAAUAUUUCUUUCCUAUCCUUGUUUUUGGAUUAAGAUGUGACCCACAAGCCCACCCAGUGCAGAACAGCUGAGGUUGCUGCAUGACUUGACUCCACAGACUGUGUGAGGUAAAAGUAGCAUGGGAUCCAUUGUGAAAAGAAUUCCUCCAUGCAGUCAUUUCAUAAUAAUGGCACAUUUCUGUGGCAUAUUGCUCAUCUGGGUUGCUCUGCCUUACUGUGGAAAUCUGCAUAGCAGUCAAUGCAAGAAACCUGGAGGAAAAAAAUGCAAACUGAAAUACUAAUAAAUUUUAAAUUAAAAAUCAUGGUAAAUCACGGGAUUUAACCAGGGGAAAGAAUGCUUCAUACACAUUUCUGAGGCACUGUUCAUACACAGAGCAGUGAAGGAGACCACUUAGAUUACAAGCUCACAGCUCAUCUGUGGACCAGGGACACAGCAUAGCCGUGGAGAGACAAGCAUGUCCCUUGAUAAGCUUCAAAGUGGUAUAAUGUAAGGGAACUGAGCAUUGUCCUUACUUCAUUGACUGAAAUGAUCCAUUUAUUUUCUUCUUUACUCCUUCCCUACAAUCACCACUUUUUUUUUUUUUUUUCCGCUUUUGGUCUUACAGAUAUACCAUUUAAUUCCAUCAAGGGUGUAUCAGCAUAGAUAUAUAUAUGUAUCUACGUAUAUAUAUAUAUUUAUAUACAGAGAGAGAGGAAAAAACGAUCAAAACAAUAAGCAUUUUAUUAUUCACUACCUUGUGUUUUAUAAAUAUAAUUUCCUUACCAAGGAAUGUAAUCAAAGACCUUUUUUUCCAAUGCUGUAUUGUGUCAGCUUUGCUCUGGGACAAUUUUUUCUUCCAUUCUGGGGCUGGCGUUAUUUUGGUUUUAACUUCAGUGUUUUUAUUUUAGGGGGGAGGAGGACAAACACAUCCAAAACUAUUUUUCUGCUAGUUAUACAGUUUAUUAAAACACAUAGUAUACAGCUGCUGAUGCUCCGUGUGGCACUUUGUUUGGACAGAUGUGAAGCAUUAGGCUGAGUGAAAAUUUUCUCAGUACCCUGAGUUCAACUACCUGAAGAA
Molecule: messenger RNA, 2728 nt
Organism: Apus apus (common swift)
Lineage: Eukaryota; Metazoa; Chordata; Aves; Apodiformes; Apodidae
Gene: SYNDIG1
Product: synapse differentiation inducing 1
Exons: 4
Coding region: 214-990 (258 amino acids)
Biological process (GO): positive regulation of synapse assembly; synaptic vesicle clustering
Cellular component (GO): synaptic vesicle membrane; postsynaptic density membrane; excitatory synapse
Source: RefSeq, a predicted model, not a curated record